This is a messenger RNA of Elaeis guineensis (African oil palm), 1206 nucleotides long. Its product is annotated as ethylene-responsive transcription factor 3. The record is from RefSeq and is a predicted model, not a curated record. Gene Ontology annotation, molecular function: DNA binding; DNA-binding transcription factor activity. Lineage: Eukaryota; Viridiplantae; Streptophyta; Magnoliopsida; Arecales; Arecaceae. Gene Ontology annotation, biological process: regulation of DNA-templated transcription.
GAGAGUAAGACGAGCGAGAGAGAGAGAGAGAGAGAGAGAGGUGGAGAGGGAUCAGGACUCCUGAUCUCCUCUUAAUAUUUAUCAUUCUUCGAAGGAGAGGCCAGGAAGUGGACUCCAUUCUUGUCGCCUAAAUCUCUCUUCUCUCUCCCGUGCAUUGCUCUCCCUUCCAUCAUCUAUCUCGCCUUUCGUUCCUGUCGGCGAUGAGAAAGGGGCGGGCAGCAGCGACCACGGCGACGGCGGUGGCGGCCGCGGGUGGAGCCGGAUCGGUGAAGGAGGUGCGGUUCCGCGGCGUGAGGAAGCGGCCGUGGGGGCGGUUCGCGGCGGAGAUCCGGGACCCCUGGAAGAAGGCUCGCGUCUGGCUCGGUACCUUCGACUCCGCCGAGGAUGCCGCCCGCGCCUACGACACCGCCGCCCGUGCCCUCCGCGGCCCCAAGGCCAAGACCAACUUCCCCCUCGGCCCUGGCUCCUCCCUUCCCCCUGCCCUUCCUUUCCCCUCCUCCACUGCCGCCGCCGCUGCUGCCGGAUUUCCCUUCCACCACCACCACAAUCCAGACUCCCCUCCCGAUCUUCUGCCGCCGCAGCGGCCGACGUCCAGCAGCCUGAGCAGCACCGUGGAGUCCUUCAGCGGGCCUCGGCUCUCGGCGCCGCCGCUCCCACUCCGGUCUAACUCCCACCUCCGGCGGCCGGCCAAGCCGCCGCCGCCCCCCCGCGUCCUCUCCGGCGACCAGGACUGCCACAGCGACUGCGGCUCCUCCUCCUCCGUCAUCGACGAUGGCGACAUCGCCUCCGCCUGCCGGCAGCCGCUGCCGUUCGAUCUGAACUUCCUCCCUCCCGCCGAUGACGACUUCCACGCCACGGCUCUCCAUCUCUGAUGCUCGAUCCCCGGCCGAGAAGGAAGAAAAAGAAAGAAAAGGAAAAAAAAUAGAGCAUGCUUCCUUUUCUUCUCUAUCUCUUCUUCUCAUAAUUCCCUACAAUUCCUUUUUUUUUUUCUUUUCUUUCCCUCUGAUCAUUUUGUAUGGGGGUUUGGGACUUGGCUUUGGAUAAUGAAAGCUAUUUAGAUGGGUAUAGGUUUCAGGAUCGGAUGGUGUUAAAUCCGUUCUGGGGUUUGUCUCUGAUCUCCUCCCUCCUCCUUUCUUCUUUGUAAAAAAAGGAUAUCUAUCUAAUUCGAUGAAUGAGAAAGAAAACUAAAACACCUAUUUAAGUUUA